Messenger RNA from Fopius arisanus, 4209 nucleotides. RefSeq lists its product as uncharacterized. The transcript is spliced from 2 exons. The record is from RefSeq and is a predicted model, not a curated record. Lineage: Eukaryota; Metazoa; Arthropoda; Insecta; Hymenoptera; Braconidae. The coding region runs from base 24 to 347 and encodes 107 amino acids.
AGUGUAUCGCUGAUACUCGAGUCAUGAAGAUGUAUAUGACAAUAGUUUUUCUCGUUGCAUCCACUGUCCUAGUGCAGGGGAUUCCCGUGCCGGAUAAGACCUUCCAGGAAAGGGCUCAGGAGGCUUUGGAUAGUGUGAAGGAAAAAGCAGGAGAAGCCUGGGACUACGCUCAGGAUGUGGCAAAUAGAGCUGUGGAGUCAGCAAAGUCAACGGUUCAGGAGGCAUUGGGAACAGCUCAGGAGACUUCCAAACAGGGACUUGCCAAUGGACAAGACUUGGUCGAGCAAGCCAAACAUUAUAUGCAGAAUAUCACGAUGGGUUCCAUAUUCGAUGAUAUAUACCCUUGAUAAUUUAUCACUGAAUUUCGCGAUAAUUUCGAUGGGAACAGAAAGAUUUGAAUUUGUUUCUUAAUUCUUGGAAUUCCAAUGAAAUUCGUUGAAUUCUAAGAUUUUUUUUGGAAAAGUGUAACGAUGGUACCGAUUGUAAUUAAAUUAUUUUUCUCAUAGUUUUAUGAUCAGCUGUUGUUGAAAUUGUCUUUUCAUACAAGUAAGUAAAGAAUGACAGAUUUUCAAAAGACUUGCAGCAUUUUUUUUUAAAAACGAAGUAGUUUGCAAGUGAAAAAAAUAUAAAAAGUCGAAAUAAAUUGAUAAAUCCGAUAAUUCCUCAAUCUAUUCGAAUUUUCCACGAAUCGUGAGUGAUUCCCGUAUUUAGCCUGUCCAAAAAAUGUGAGAAUUGUCGAAUUUGGGCGCUAUAGCAGCCUCUCUAAAACCUCGUCGGCAAUGAUUCUUCCCACAAAAAUAAAAACGAACGAAAAAUGGAAUUUGAAUUGUACCCCAGCGUUUCAGCCAGCGCCCCAUAUCAAAGGGCUGUAAAAUAUAAUUGGCGCAAUUAAGCGUAUAGUGACCCUCUUGUAGAUUAAAGAGUCCGUGUAAUAUGGACAGGUGUACAUGAUGUGAGCAAAAGUCUCUCGACGACAAAUUUCUCGGGGGUUUGGGUGAGGGUGUGGAAGGGUGUGUACUUGAAGCCGGUGGCUAUUAAGUCUGGGGUUGAGAAGGGACGUAGACGCGACACCGGCUCCAGUGGUAUGAGGGACUUGUGCGCAAGUUGAAGCCAUGGGGUAAAAAGCCCUUCGAAAUAUACCUAUAUAGGUGUUUCGUUUGCUAGGUAACUGUGGUAUGGGCUUGUGCCUGCAAAGCGCAGUCUCGUUAAAAAUGUACGCGUGACAAGCUCCUUUACUGGGCGCGAUUCAAGCGCGUGCACUGCUUUAUACUUGAAACUCGUUAGUAAUUGAAUACCGCAGCAGGUCUCCAGUGUAUGUAGGUGUGCGCCCGAGACAAUAUCCCUGUGUCGCUAACCCAUGCAAAAUGAAACGUGAUACAUUUCAUUUUUUUCAUCCCUUUUUCUCCCUCUGCAACUUAAAAAAAAAAUAUUCAAAAAAAGUAACUCGUCUUUUGUACUCGGGGUGGAAUUGUUGGGAUUCUGCCCAUUUGUUGGAGCAUUUAACGUAAUAAUACGUGGUUAGCUUUUUCUUACCAAAAUAAAUCAUUUUCACCGCGGAUACUACUAGAGAUUUCCCGGAAAAUCGGGGACUUGAUCACGGUUUUGCGUUUUUUAAAAAUAAUGGUAAAACUCAGAGAAAUAGCGAAAUUGUUAUUAAAAUCACAUUUUCAGAGUGAAUUGAGAGCCUCAAAUAGGUCUUCACAAAAAUUUCCCUAUCUCGCUCGAGUCCUGAGAUAGUCCUCGACUCCUCGAGAACUCACCCUUUCGCACUUUGCCCCUGAUAUAUUCCUCAAAAUAGAUUUUCCCUUGGUGUCACUGUGUCUCCGACGGAGAAGACGAAUUGGCCCUUUGUCUUCCAUCUUUUGCUCUAUUUCCACCAAGAAUUCCAGUAAGAACCGAAGCUAUCGAUCAGUUUCACUCCGAUUUUUACGUAAUUUCCACUUCAAUUUGUCCCUCACGUAUCUGCGAUCUCCCCUUUGUUUCCACUCCUAUUUUAUUUCUCAACCCGAAGAACAACAAGUCCAUCACAACGGGAAUAGUAAAAAAAAAAAGUGGUAGAGACAACGCCUAUUUUAAAAACGCAAUCACUCACGAUAUUACUGUCUAGGAAUAGGUGUAUUUUAUGGGAGUAAAAAAGGAUGAACGGCGUGGGUUAGGAUUCAUAAUUUUAUGGCAAUUUUCCAGAGUCAUAUAUUUUUCGAUGAGUCACGAUAUAUAUCAGUCUCGGUGUAAGCCCGGAACGGGAAACCGUCAAUCGUAUGGGCGAGGUACUAACAUAUUGCUGGGUACCUAUAUACCUGCGAGCUAUCGCAUGAAUAAAAAAAUCGUAAAUAAUCGAACGGCUUCAUCUGUAAUUUCUCCAGAGGACCGUCGAUACGUUGAUCUUUCAUAUCUUCAUGGGAGAAUGAAAUAAUCCUUUCCUUCAGAUAUUUUUUGAAAUACCUAUAAGCUUAUUACCAACACAGGAGUAAACUCUUUGAAGACUGACAAAUUAUUCCACUUCGUAAACAGCUCGAAGAGUUUUAAAUAUCCGAAACAGAAUAUAAAGAGGGAAUUUAAGAGUUCCCUUUGAUUGCAGAAAUUCUCCGUUGAAAUGUUCUCACUUCUUUUUUCCGUUUCGGAGUCGAUUCAGAUACAAUUUUCCGUUUUCAAGUUGAUUUAGGGGAAAAUGCGUUUUUAAUUUUUAGUAGUACAAUUUUUUUUUUUAAACAAUCCGGCAUUCCCUUUCCUUCUGCAACAAAAUCAAAUUUGAGGUUUUUAAAUCUAAAGAAGCAAUAGAAAUAUAGAGAACACUGGAGGAUAAGUCAUGAAGCUCAAAAUAAUUAGUUAAUGGUCAGAAAUUUAUUUAGCGCGCGUCGUAUCGGCUCUAACUUCAAGCGUUUCAUUGACCAAUCAGAAUCGAGAAUUACUGCGCAGGCAAUUUCAAGUGAUUCCACUCUGAAGCAACUUCACAUUCUACAUCAUCUUUUACGGACGGUAUUUUUUUAGAGUACUCGUGCAAUCACGGAGUUAUUCGAAUACAUUCCACGGAGUUUUUAUUUCUCUGAGUUUGAUGGUUAUGUGUCGUUCGAUUGAGAGACAUUUUGAUAGCACAGCAACGAGAAUAAACACGUGGGUGUGGACUCUCGCUGGUGUUAUAAAGCCAGUAACGUAUUUGUGGGUGGGAUCUAUAAUUCAUGUAAUCAAUUGGUCGGAGGCUGGGGACUGUAACUUUAACCGGAAAAUACGCUUUUACGAGUGUCGAGAACCACUGGAGUUUCAUUCAGAAAGGGAAUGUCUGCGGCAAGUGGUAGGAUACUGUGUAAUUGAAACGUUAAUCCGUGUGCCAAUGAAUUAAUUCCACUUCACAGGUCAAAUGUGGAAUAUUGCCGGUAAAAAUGAAAAUUUAUGUAAAAACUCAAGAACAAUAUCUGUUUAAUCUCAUGUUAUUUUUCAAAUUAUGAAAAAUGAAUUCAUACCGGAGUGGAAAUUUUUUCGUGGAUAGUAUGAAAAGUUUAAUGAAUGGGUGAGCUCGAAUAUUCGACUUCAUUUUGGUAAUUCGUCGACGGAAUGGUGACGGAUGAGUAUUUUAUGUGACCUGAAUGUGAAUGAGAGCUUUUAAUCCGCAGUAAUCUAAUUGUAAUCAUGUGUUAAUCGAAUUUAAUAUUCGAAAAACAUUGGAUAGUGAAAAUGUCACAACUGCUCUUUUCGUUUUUAGUAUUACAUCCAAGCUUUCGAUUUCCUCUCAUUUUUCUAUUUUUUAUUGACAAGAAGAACAGAAUGAAUUGAUUUUUUGAGAGAUCGAAUAAAAAUACAAAAAUGGAAAUGGAGGAAUGUUAUCAAAUAUUCAACUCCAUUUUGUAUAUUCGUUGAUGAAAAAGUGAUGAAUGAAAUUUGGGUGUUCCCGGAAAGUGUACAGAACCUUUUAAUCCAUAAAACAAAAAAAAAGGUGAAACGAUUUAAAGUAUGAAAAAACAAUGAAGAAACAGCUUUUAUUGUAAAAAAAGAGGAGCUUUAAAUUUUAAUGAGAGAAUUCACCUCCCACCUCCUCAACUCCUGACAUUUUUAUUCUUUUUGCAAGAAGAAAAACAAUGAAUUUAACACCGAAAAAUGUAAAUGGACGACUGCAUUCAAAUGGUCAACUCCACUUUGCAAAUUCGUUCAUAAAAAAAUGAUGAAUGAGACUUCGAAGUCACCGGAAAGUGAAUAAAACCUUUUAAUCCAUAACAA